Zea mays is the source of this 861-nucleotide messenger RNA. Its product is annotated as WRKY23 - superfamily of TFs having WRKY and zinc finger domains. The record is from RefSeq and is marked validated. Lineage: Eukaryota; Viridiplantae; Streptophyta; Magnoliopsida; Poales; Poaceae. Gene Ontology annotation, molecular function: DNA-binding transcription factor activity; sequence-specific DNA binding. Gene Ontology annotation, biological process: regulation of DNA-templated transcription.
GUGACCUCGCCGCCGGCGCGCUAGCUCUCUCUGUCGAUGGAAAAUUCGACGCUCCACGGAGGAAGCUGCCAACAACCAAACACUCAGCUGGAUACGGCUUCGUGCCUGCUUGCCCCGCUGCCGCCGGUGGUAGCCGAGCCACAGCCGGAGCAGCAGCAUGCAUGCACCGAUGCGCCGCCGACGUCUCUCGCCCCUGGCGCGGCGAUGAGUUGCCCACCGCCGCCGGCUGCCGUGGACUGGGCGUCGCUGCUUCUACCGCCCAGCACGUCGGGCGCGAGCGAGGUCGGCUGCGGUGUCAGCGCUGUGACGACGGUGGCUGCCGGAAGCAAAGCUGGUGCGACGGCGGGAGAGGGAGAUAAUAGUAAGACCGUAAAAGCUGGGAAGCAGGGCGGCGGGAGAGGGAAGAACAAGGUGAGCCGGCCACGGUUCGCGUUCCAGACGCGGAGCGAGAACGACAUCCUCGACGACGGCUACCGGUGGAGGAAGUACGGGCAGAAGGCCGUCAAGAACACCGCAUUUCCAAGGAGCUACUACCGGUGCACGCACCAUACGUGCGACGUGAAGAAGCAGGUGCAGCGGCUGGCCAAGGACACGAGCAUAGUGGUGACCACGUACGAGGGCGUGCACAACCACCCGUGCGAGAAGCUCAUGGAGGCGCUCAGCCCCAUCCUCAAACAGCUCCAGCUCCUCUCUCAGCUCCAGUCUUGCACUAAUCAACUCCUCUGAAUAUUGAUGUGUGGCCUAGCCAUCAUCAGUGUUAACUAAUGCAAAUUUACUGCUAAGUGUACAAAACAAACUCACAUGAUGACUUCUUUCAAGUACCCAUAAAAUAUUAUUAGUUGUUCCGUGAUUAAAUGAUAA